UGUGUGUUGGUGUUGGUGGUGUUGGUGUUGGUGGUGUAUAUGUGGGAGCAGGAGGAGAGACUCUGCAGUGUCUUGGCAGCUGCAUUAGUGCAUCUCCCACCGUCCGCGAUGCCUCCGCGGCCAAUGCCUGCCUCCUCCGCGUCCACUUGACAACACAAGCCGAUACCAUGAACUCGUCGGGAAACUGAGCCGGACGUUCACACCGAGCUAGCUGUAUGCCCACGAGACGGUCCGGAGCGCUUCAUUCACGCACAGAAACCCCGUGACGAGAAUUGUUAAUGGAAAAUGGCGAUAGGCAAAAGGUCUUGCAGCAUCGUCUGCUUGGUAUCUAUCCAGAUUAUCUUGAUUUUCAGCGCAUCGUGGCCUGGAGCAGCGGGGCUCACAUUCCCACAGCAAUACACGAUAAUGCACUGGGCCAGGCGUAUCGAGCAGGAGAUUGACAGAGUCUUUCAGCACAUCACUGGAGCUCAGCAGUUGAAAGGGAUAUACAACGAAGAAAGACGGAGGUUCAGUCUGGUGAGGAAUCAGCCUCGGAAGAUUGUGGAGAAGGUGGCCUCAGAUAUAGAGAAGCUCCUGGCUAAGAAGCGCAAAGCACUCGAUAGGUUAGCCAGUGAAGCUGAGCGGCUCCAGCGAGAGCAUCUAUGGCAGGAUGGAAUCAAGGAGCUGGACAUGGCAUAUUAUGACUCCAAGGCGGAGCUGGAUUAUUACUCCAUGGAUGGAGAAGGAGAGGUGGAAAACCCUUCGCACAUCAAGCUGGAGUUUGUUUAUGAUCCGAACUUCAAAAACAAUGUCAACUAUUCCUACACAGCUGUGCAGAUCCCCACAGAUAUUUAUAAAGGAGCUCCAGUCAUUCUGAAUGAGUUGAACUGGACGCAGGCACUGGAGAAAGUGUUCAUGGAGAACAGUCAGGAGGAUCCGUCACUGCUGUGGCAAGCGUUCGGGAGUGCAACGGGUGUCACUCGCUACUACCCAGCCACACCUUGGAAAGCCCCCGAUAAAAUCGACUUGUAUGAUGUCAGGAGGAGACCCUGGUACAUCCAGGGAGCCUCAUCGCCCAAAGAUAUGGUCAUACUGGUUGAUGUGAGUGGCAGUGUCAGUGGCCUCACCCUGAAACUCAUCAAAGCGUCAGUGAUGGAAAUGCUGGACACUUUGUCUGAUGAUGACUACGUCAACGUGGCGAGGUUUAACGAGAAGGCAGAAGCCGUGGUUCCCUGCUUCAAACAUCUCGUCCAGGCUAAUGUGCGCAACAAAAAGAUCUUCAAGGAUGCAGUGCAGCAGAUGCAGGCGAAAGGCACCACCGACUACAAGUCUGGAUUUCAUUUUGCCUUCAACCAGCUGUUAAAUAAGACAAAUGUUCCCCGGGCCAACUGCAAUAAAAUAAUCAUGCUGUUUACUGAUGGAGGGGAGGACAGAGCUCAGGAUGUCUUCAUGCAAUACAACUGGCCCAACAAAACGGUUCGAGUUUUCACCUUUUCUGUGGGUCAGCACAACUAUGAUGUCACACCUUUACAGUGGAUCGCAUGCACCAAUAAAGGUUACUAUUUUGAGAUCCGUUCCAUCUGUGCUAUAAGGAUUAACACCCAGGAGUACCUCGACGUGCUGGGGCGCCCCAUGGUGCUGGCAGGCAGCGAUGCCAAGCAGGUUCAGUGGACCAAUGUGUAUCAGGAUGCUUUGGGUCUUGGCAUGGUAGUUACUGGGACUUUGCCUGUGUUUAAUCUCACCAUGGAUGGAAACUCACAGAAUCAGCUGAUAUUAGGUGUCAUGGGAGUCGACGUGCAUCUUGACGAGAUAAAGCGACUAACACCACGGUACAAUCUUGGAGCCAAUGGGUACAUAUUUGCCAUAGACCCAAAUGGAUAUCUUCUGCUUCACCCUAAUCUUCUGCCAAAGCUGGUGAACCUGCCAGAGCCUGUGACGCUGGACUUCCUGGAUGCAGAGGUGGAGGACAACAAUAAAGAAGAGAUCCGGCGACAAAUGAUUGAUGGAAGACCAGGUGAAAUGCAGAUCAAAACUCUCAUCAAGUCGAUUGAUGAGCAAUACAUCGAUGAGGUGUACAGGAGCUACACCUGGACUCCUAUCAACGGCACAGAUUACAGUCUUGGUCUGGUAUUACCACCCUACAAUGAGUUCUACAUCCAGGCAGACCUGAGUGAUGUGAUGCUGCAGCUCCAGUAUAUGCAGUCGCUGCUGCCCAGCUCCUUUGAAUCCUCAGGACAUGUGUUUCUGGCUCCAAGGGAAUACUGCAAACGUCUGCAUCUGUCUGACAACAACACCCAGUUUUUGCAGAACUUCCUCUCCCUCAUGUUGGACAUUUCCCCAGAAUCUGAUGAGUGUGACCAAGGCCUCAUCCACAACCUAAUUUUGGAUUCCAGGAUUAUCGGGCAGCUGGCUUCUCGUGUUUGGAAGAACAAGGACCUGAAUGCGUACGGCUUCCUGGCUGUGUUUGCGUCCACCGAUGGAGGAAUAACACGGGUUUUUCCCAACGUAGCUGCUGAUCUUUGGGAUGAGGAUCCUGAACCCUUCAAUUCAAAUUACUACAGACGGAGUCUUGACAACAAAGGCUACAUGUUCAGAGCUCCAUCAAGAUCCUCGUUGGAUGACCCUGUAGGUGCAGAAAACGGCACUGCUGGAAUUCUGGUUAGUUCAGCUGUGGAGGUGAAUCUGGGAGGCAAAUUGCUCAAACCUUCAGUGGUCGGAGUGAAGCUGGACCUGGAGGCGUGGGUGGACAAGUUUAAGAUCCUGGCCAGCAAUGUGUCAGACAGUCGACAGGGCUCACACAAGUGUGGACCAUCCAGGAGCUGUGAGAUGGACUGUGAAGUGAACACUGACGACCUCCUCUGCUAUCUCAUUGAUGAUGGCGGGUUCCUGGUUAUGUCCAAUCAGAGAGAUCACUGGAAAAAGAUCGGCCUUUUCUUUGGUGAUGUCGACCCGUACCUGAUGCACGCACUCUACAACAACUCAAUCUUCACUCGCCGUCAGUCUUUCCACUACCAGUCUGCAUGUGAACCCAUCAGCAGCAGCCAUACUGGUGCAGCACCCAGGGGCAUCUUUGUGCCGUCCAUUGCUGACAUCCUCAGCGUGGCGUGGUGGACUUCGACGGUGGCAUGGUCUGUGAUGCAGCAGCUCCUGUACGGCCUGGCCUACAACAGCUGGCUAUACCAAGAUGAUCUCCUGGUUGACGCUUUCGAGACGAGGGAAAGCAGCUGUGUGACCAUCCAGAGCCAGUUCUACUUCACAAACACCACCAACUCCUACAAUGUGCUGCAGGACUGUGGAAACUGCUCACGGCUGUUCCACGCGAAGAGGAUAGAAAACACCAACCUCCUGUUUGUGGUCGCUGAGACGCUCCCCUGCAGCUCCUGUGAGAUAGAGAGGUUGACGCAGAUCAGGACAGAGUUUCAGGAGGAGAAUCCAUGCGAAGUACUGAGCAACGCGCGAUAUCGUAAAGGCCCGACAUCCUGCUUUGACUACAGUGCCUUAGAAAACACGUCAGAGUGUGGACGGGGUCAUGCACUGCAGUCCUCCAUAGGAAUCCUUCUCUUUAUUCAGCUCAUUCUGCCUCUUCUUCAUCUCUGACACGUGCAAACACUCUAACUGACAUCUUUCAUCUCUUUGGGUUUAGGCUCGGAUCUACUGACUGUCAGAUCAAACAGCAACUGCAAAAUUCUUCUUUUUUGAUCUACAAACGGCACACGGUGCAUUUGUGCUUGAAAAAGAAAUAACGUGGAUCAGUUCUUAGUGUUUUCUGCCUUAUCGCUUAUGCAUUUGUCGGUGUGAGUGCAAAAUGUAGGAAGAGAAUGUGUCGAGUGUGCAUGCUGCUUAAACUAGGACAAGCAUGUUUAACAUUUUUGCACACGGGCUCAGCCAUGUAAGCAAACACUAAAAAGUCAGGGAGGCAGCUGAAAUGUACUUUUCAACGGGCCAAUAAAUGACCCCCCAGCAGGAACAGGCGACAGCCCCAGUUUUAGGUUGGACUGUGGCGGUGGAAUCAUAAAGGAUCUAAAAACUCAGAUGGAUUUACUUUGUGUUAAAUACACAGCGAUGUAAGGAAGUAUUCAGAUCUUUAUUUUAAGUGGAGUUGCUCUAAAAUACCAGUAUAAGUCAUGCAGUUAAGAUUUUACAUAAGUAAAAGUAGAGAAGGAUUAACUUAAAGUAUCAGGUAAAAAUACUCCUGUGUUCUCUCACCAUAUCAUGCAUUACAUUAUCAGAUAAUUAUUACUGAUGUAUUAAGUAUGUAUUUUAAUGUAGCUCAUCAAGAUGAAGCUAUUUUUUAACAGUUUCAUCUAUAAAAAUAAUUUUAAAUUCCAGCAUAGUUUUUUCUGUAUAAGAUAUUAAAUGAAAAAUAACCACAGGCGUCAAAUAAAUGUAGUGAAGUAACAAGUACAAUAUUUCCCUUCACGAUAUAGUGGGGUUGGAGUAUUAAAGGUGCUCUGUGGAGUUUUGGAGAAUAGACAAACUGUUGAUCGUUUGUCUAGAGUCGUUAAGCAUCAUGCUUUUGUUUAUCUCACUGCAAAGCGUUGCUAACAUUACAGCAAGCAUGUCAGUCUUCCUGAUGAGAUCAUGUGACGUGCAUUCAUGCUCCCUCUGGUACGAUAAUCUUAAAAAUAGCCAGCGGUGUGUGUUGCACCAUUAUUUUCAAAUCAUGUAGUGUGUACACGUUCGAGAUCAGAGAGAACAGCAUCUAUGAAGUGUCUCCCUGUGUGUGAGAUGCAACCCAAUUUUUAAAACUGGUUAGGAUUUUAAGGGUGCUUUCACACCUGCCCUGUUCAGUUCAGUUCAAUCAAACUCAAGGUCGUUUGCCCCCUAACUGCUGCUUGUUUGUGGUGAGAACAUGUUCCAAACUCGAUCCGAACCAACUGCAGUCACAUGACAAGCAAACACUAGGUCUGAAAGCACCCUAAAACUCCUGCCGGCUUUACAAAUAUUUUGCUCUAUAGCGCUACUGCUGGUCAAAAACUCCACAGGCUUCCUUUAGUAGCAGAAAAUUACAUUAUUGAUGUAAAGUAAGAGCAACCUCACCACUGUAUCCAACUUUUAUACUUAGUUAAGCCCUGGGUUUUUAUCUGUGAUUGACCAAACACAGCUGUUGACACAACAACUUUGUUGACAGGGUAUUCUGAGUUCUUAGAUCUUUCAUUGUCACUGUCCAACACCUUGUUUAACAGCUCUGAAUAUAUGUAUAUGACUAGACAGCUGUAGGGUUAAUAGCAUCUGUGUGUUUGGGAGGAUUCAUUAGACGAGGCCCACCUCAGUUUUUAACUAAAGCUCUCCGAGGCAUUUACACAACCGACAGUUUUAAAUCGAACUGCUGCAGCAUGAAAAUGUAAAUAAACAGACAGAAUCUGCUGAGCUCAGACACUGCUGCUGCCGCUGCUGCUUCUGGCAAAUUCUGCUUUUGUGGGCUUUUGUGAAAUUCAAAAUGAAUUAUCUGCACCAGUUUCAUUUGCAUGUCCGGUCCUAGCAGUUGUCUUUGCACAAAAAUAGAACGUCCUGCACCUGCAGCAGUUUUUACAUGACAGUAGAUUCGGACCUUAACCUAACAUUCACUUCAGUGUCUUUCAAUCCACCUCUGACCUUUGCCAAGACAGUCUCAGUACUAUAUAUUGCAUCAUACACAACACGACCCAGAAUGAUGUCCCUCUGCCGUCUCACGUACACCCCAUCUCUUAAAUCUGACCAGAAGUUUCCCCCCUCCCCCCUCCCCAGAGAAAUAUUUUCUCAGAGCACUUUGGCAAAUGAGACCACAGAUGAGAAAAGAAAUAACAGACCUGCAGCAUAACACAUCAUAACACAUAUCAGUGAUGAGACAUCAAGAGUUGUUUCAUUGAUACAAAGAUUGUUAACGUCAGGGUUUGUUCUGCUGAAAUGCUUCCACAGAUACUCGGUGUGAUCUUGAUGUGCUUCCAGUUGAUAAGAAUUGUUUAAGUGGACAAAAACAGACCAAAAUUAUCAAAUAUUAUCAGUAAUUUUGUUACAAAAAUGUAGUAGUGAAUUCCUUCAAACGGCUGCAUGGUUUAGUGCAAUAAUGCUGUGAUUAUCUGAUAUUUUUGCAGCAGUUAUCAGGACCAUUAAUUUCUCAUCAAAUUUAGAUUUUAAGUCCUUCACAGUGUUAUCUCUGUGGCCUGACAGCACAGAGCAUGUGCAGACGUCAGUGUGUGGUUUUUAAAAAUCAGUUGUUGGUAGAAGGGACACUCUCUGUCCCUUUUUUGUAUCUUGCAUUGCCACUAUUUGUCAAACCUGAAUUUAUGCACUUAUGUAUGCUUCUGUAUGGGGAAUGUAGCUUCUGAACAGCUUUCAGUGUUAUCAAUAUGUUAUCAGUAUGUGAUGCUUUUUGACCCUCUGUUGAGAUUCCCCUGAUGUCUCGUUGAACGUGAUGAGUCGCUGCUGCAGAAUAUUUCGAUUUUAUCAUGCAUACCUCGUCAUGGCAGUGAUUGUACUAAAUAUUAAGCUGUAGCAAAUAAUUUAUUCACAAUGAGAUGUCUGUCCAGUGCUGUGUGUAUGGGAUCAUUACUAUUUGAGUUAAAAAGAUGCUUUACAAUUUAUUUAAUUUAGGUCAGGGCUUUAUGUUUAGUUAUAAUAUUGACCCCAAACCAGAAAAAUAACACACAAAACAAAUAUUAGGGCUGCAAAAAAAAAGAUUAUUUUUCAUCAUCUAUUAUUCUGCCCAUUCAUUUCUCAAUAAAUCAACCAUUAGUUGUUUUGUUUGUAAAAUGUCAAAAUGGUCCAAAACGCAGCAGAAAAUCAUCGUUAAGGCUGGAACAAGCAAAUGUUUGGCAAUUCGGAAUGUUUGAUAGUUAAAGUCCAGGUAAGCAGAAAUUUGAAAAGGCAAAGAAAAAAAGACAGACGUUGAAAAUACAGCUUUGUCCUGCAGCUUCAUGCCACCACAAACAAGGCAAGAAUUAGCUAACUAGUCUUCCCACAGUCCCUCCGCCUCACUCCUCGCCGGCUGUGGCCUGCUUUCCCGAGAGAAAAGUAGACACUAGAUUGAGAGACAGGCCUUCGGUCAGCAGCUGUAGCGACUUGAAAUCAGCUAGGACAAACCCCCGGCACCAGCUGGUGGCGGGUGGGGAUGCCAGGUCUAACCUGCGUGACAGCAGCAACAGAAAGUUUGCAGAUUGAGGGUCCGUUUCCACAGCUGCUGUCUGCUCUCCUCCCAGCAAGUUGUUCUAUAAGGGUUCGGAGUGAGGCGGAGGACACACUGUGAUUUGAGGCUCUUACUAACUUUAGCCACAUGAACAUGAACUUGAAGCCGCAGCUGUGAGCCUUUAGCUCUGUUAGCAGAAGGCUAAACUAAUAGCAACAUUUUCUCUUCAUCUCUGAGACACUUUUCUGAUAUCAACACGUUUUAUUUCGUUUAUUGUCAGACUCUCUUUUAGACUCUCUUUUUGAUAAGUCCGUCUUCUUUUUUGGGUUGCUUUGCAGUGUAGGCAGUUGUCACCAAUGCUGGAAUAGCAACUUUCUGUGAUUUGGCCAAAGUCUUCUGUCACAGCCUAGAUUUCUAAAGCCUGAAAACAGAGCCAAGAGGAGGUGCAGAAGUCUAGUUUUCUCACAGACCACUUGAAUUACAGUAUGCUCAAAGUUUAUUAUUGGAUUUUUGCCCAGUGACACCCAAAUGAAACUGCCUACCCCAGCUUUAAUUGACUAUCAAAAUAGUUGCUAAUUAAUUUUCUCUUGAUUGACAAAUCAGUUAAUUGACUAAAUAUUUCAGCUGUAACACAUAUUUAAGACGUACAGUUCCCCCUUUCCCCCUUUAAGCAGAAAGAUGUGAAAACUUGACACACGUGUCUUUCUGCAAAGUGAAGCUGAAACAUCCAAAUUAAGUAACAAUAAGCAAAACACAUUGUCGAUUAAAGUGAGGUAGACUGACAGUGUUUGAGUCUUUGAAGUGUGUCGCUGCCUUAUUUUUGAGGAGUUAUGCAUGAUACAAUCCUGAAACAUUUUCCCACAGUGAUUCAUCAGCCCCUGAUGUCUUUUUGUGUUUUUGAUCAUUGGAUCUGAUCUUAAAGAGUUAAUGGGAGAUAUUUUUAAAAAUCUUUUUUGACAAAAUAUUUGUAAAAUGCUGUUUCUCUCCGUCUGCCUGGUGUUCCACCCUGCAGUGCCUUGUUGCACUCGUUUUGGAUGGCAGGAACAUUUGGCUCUUAGAUGUGUGGACGCUCAUCCUGCAGGGCCUUGCGAAAGACACACUUGAAUUUCAAGGGUUGCAAUGGUUCAGCUCUAAAUGGACUUCUCGGUCAGGGAACAAAAAAAAACAGAUGCUCCUCAUGAACUUACGGAGCAUUUUCAAGGAGCACAGUUGUGAAAGAGCACAACAGAAGCGUGUCGAGCAGCUGGCCUCCCCUCCUGCCUUCUCGUGGACAAGAUGUUUGUUAAAGCGUCGAGAACGAACCCUGCUGCCCUUCUGCUACGUGUCGUUUAUCUCUACACUGUGGUUCAGCCUCGAAUCAAAGCACAGACACUGUCCAUUUUCAUAGAUUUACUUGGUUCCAUCUGCACACUGUAUAUUCUAUAUUUGAAGCCUGUCGGAAACGUACUUCUCCAUUAGGACUGACUGAAACGAGUGAAUGUUUAUGUACAGUAAUACCUACUGUUGUGCAUCUCUGCUGUACCCGAGCAUGGUGGGAACCUGGAGAAGCAGAUUAAAGCUCAACACUGUUUGAAGACCUCAGCAGAAACACUGCUUUAAAACAAAAGAACAAAAAAAAAAAGUGUUAACUCUGUGACCUGCAGUAUUAACUUUAGGUCAUAUUGCAUUAUUCAAGCAACACUGUUGUACAUUGAGGGACUUUUUGUGGAACUCUUUAUAGCCGACAAUAUAUUACUACUGUUGAGGUCAGUGUUGUAGUUUCGUUUUGAAUUACCGGUAUUUAUUUGCAUGAUAUUUUGAACAAUUUACAGAUUUGUGUACAUACUCUGAUGGAUAUUUUACAUUCCUGUCCACAUCCGGCUCUCCAGUACUGUGGGGAGAAGUGAAGGCGCCCUCUGUGGAUAUUUUAGGUGAUGUGGAGGCCUCAGAGCUCUUUGCUGUGGGUAACCGAAUGAAGCUGAAAGUUUGACUUCAGUGAAGCCUACAAUAACUGUCAGUGUUUGCAAUUUAAGUCUUUUGCAGCAAGUGAAAACACAGAGAUGUUUAGAGUUAUGAGCAACAUACUGCCUGAUUAAACUUUUGUCAUUUAUUUAGGAAAAAAGUGACACAAAACCGCUGGAGAUGAUUUAUGCAUUUAAAGGCUGUAUAACAAAUAAAUAAGGCAGUGGCAUGUGUGGGGACACCCCUUUAUUAAUUAACUUUGUUUAUGGAAUAGAUUUAAGCGUUGCUAAUUUAAUUUAUUUAUGUAUUAUUUUAUUUGUUUAUUUAUUUGGGUAUUGUGAAUUAUAUUUGUAUUGAGCAGGAAGGAAUCGAAUGUGAUUGAAGCUUGCGUGGGCACACUAAGCAGUUUACAAGAAAAUUGCAAAACAGACAAAAAAUAUAAAUAUACUGUACGUCCAUGUCCUUUUAUUUACUGAGAAUCAAAACAUAAGAAUGUUAAUGUGUUUUGCUGUAACUUUGCUUUUCAUUUUGCUGACGUUGUCGUUUACUCGGGACAGUUUCCUCUCUUUGUGCCAGUCUCCAAUGCCACCUCAUUUUUGUACAGACGAUGUGAAGCAGUCAGCAGAAGAUGAAGGCUAACUUUGUAAAGAUUUUGUCAGUCACAUUACAAAAAUGGAUAUUUAAAUGUUUAUAUCUUUGGUGAUUAAAUGCUGUUGAUAUUUUUCACUUCA
Epinephelus moara (kelp grouper) is the source of this 9756-nucleotide messenger RNA. RefSeq names its product voltage-dependent calcium channel subunit alpha-2/delta-2-like. Gene Ontology annotation, molecular function: voltage-gated calcium channel activity. Bases 286 to 3576 code for a protein of 1096 amino acids. The transcript has 38 exons. The record is from RefSeq and is a predicted model, not a curated record. Gene Ontology annotation, cellular component: voltage-gated calcium channel complex. Lineage: Eukaryota; Metazoa; Chordata; Actinopteri; Perciformes; Serranidae.